UCUCUCUCUCUCUCUCUCUCUCUCUCUCUCCUCUCCCCCUAUCUCUCUAGAAGGUGUAGGUGGAGUUACAGAGUAAUAUGUCUUCGCGCGAUAAGAAACCCUCCAAGUCCUCCAGCAGCAGCGGCCGGAUCGGCGGCAUACGAACUCUCUCCGAUUUGAAUCGCCCCUCCGGCCACGACUCCGAUAGCGACUCCGAUGCCCCCCAAGAAUACUACACUGGCGGUGAAAAGAGUGGAAUGCUUGUGCAAGAUCCUUCAAAGCCUAAUGAUGUGGAUGCAAUUUUUGAUCAAGCUAGGCAGCUAGGUGCCGUGCAAGGUCCUCUGGAAAACCUCCGACCUUCUUCUAGCUCAACAAGCUUCACUGGAGUUGGGAGGACACUGACAGGGGAAACAGUUGCACCUACUGCCCCACAACCACCUGAGUCUGUUGUGCACAAUAUUGUGUUUUGGAGAAAUGGUUUCAGUAUUAAUGAUGGUCCUUUGAGGAGAUUGGAUGAUCCUGAAAAUGCUCCUUUCCUGGAGAGCAUUAAAAAAUCUGAGUGUCCUAAAGAGCUGGAGCCUGCAGAUAGGAGGACCUCCGUUCAUGUCAAUCUCAUAAGGAGGGAUGAGAAUUGUCCAGAACCAGAGACACGCAAUGUUCCAUUUCAGGGUGUUGGAAGAACUCUGGGUGGCAGCUCAAACCCAGCAACUUCUGAGCCAACUGCAGCCACUCCCCUCAACACUGCUCCAACACCUUCAAUGGGCAUAGUAGUUGACAAAUCAUUGCCGUCAACUUCAGUUCAGCUUAGGUUGGCUGAUGGGACCCGCAUGGUGGCACACUUCAAUAACCACCACACUGUCGGUGACAUCCGCUCUUUCAUCAAUGCAUCUAGGCCUGGUGGCAGCGGGGCUUACGAAUUGCAAACAGGCUUCCCUCCCAAAGUCCUAAGCGACAACUCCCAAACCAUCGAGGAGGCUGGACUGACAAAUUCCGUCAUCAUUCAGAAGUAAUUAUCAUCAUCCAUGGAAAGCCGAGGGAGGCACUUGUUUCAUUUUUUGCAAUUGGUGCGCUCAAAUGAUCUAUAUAUUACUCGCGUAUAUUUCUACUUCUGCUUACAUUGUUUACAACUAAACGUAAAAACUACCCUUGACAGCUGUGAAGAUUUUCAGUUUGUUUGUAAAGCACGCAACCCUUAAGUCUGGGAUAUGUGAUGGAUUAGUUUUUACUUUGGAAAUUUUUUUAGACUUGCCAAACUGUAUGUAAAAAAUAAACCACUUCCGAACAGAUUAAAGAAAAGCAAUAGCUUUCUGUUCUA
Molecule: messenger RNA, 1294 nt
Organism: Ipomoea nil (Japanese morning glory)
Lineage: Eukaryota; Viridiplantae; Streptophyta; Magnoliopsida; Solanales; Convolvulaceae
Product: plant UBX domain-containing protein 4
Exons: 4
Coding region: 78-989 (303 amino acids)
Biological process (GO): nuclear membrane reassembly; membrane fusion; Golgi organization
Cellular component (GO): nucleus; cytosol
Molecular function (GO): ubiquitin binding
Source: RefSeq, a predicted model, not a curated record